Messenger RNA from Salvelinus sp. IW2-2015, 2914 nucleotides. RefSeq names its product synapsin-1-like. The record is from RefSeq and is a predicted model, not a curated record. Gene Ontology annotation, biological process: neurotransmitter secretion. Gene Ontology annotation, molecular function: ATP binding. Gene Ontology annotation, cellular component: synaptic vesicle; synaptic vesicle membrane. NCBI's taxonomy places the organism in Eukaryota, Metazoa, Chordata, Actinopteri, Salmoniformes, Salmonidae.
ACCACCCCUCAUCCCAACCUGCCCCUCUCCUCUCAAAGGGAUGCAAGGGAGUGACGCAGGAUAGACGGGAAAACUGCGCCGAACCUCGAAGGAAAGAUUGGAUAGGGGUGAUGCAAUAAGACAAAUUCUGGAAACCCAAGUGUAAAUCACGGAACRUCCGUUCCCUAGAAAAGAGACCGAAGCACGGCCUGUAUGGUCAGUGGACGUGGAUGCCAGACUCACAUGUUAUCUAUUUUACGCAGCCACUCACUAAUGUUUUGAUGGAUGCGGCUCGAAUUUGGACAAUUGGUUGAGGUAGGCGAAGCUUAGAUAUUCGUGUUGACUGUGUUUUCUCAUCGUGACCGAUAAUCCUUCUUCGAGUCAAUUGAAGAGGUCUAAACCUUGAAGGGGAUACAGGCCAACCAAUCUAUAGAUUUGGAAAUAAAAUAAUUUUAUGGAGAUACCUAUUUUAACGACUUAACUUGUUUUUUCUUCUGCGACUCAGGGUUGAUACAUUUCCCACUGAUCCUUCGAUUCAAAUGUCAAAAUAGUGUUAUAGGCUAUUGGUAGGCUAAUUCAUACAUUUGCAUCAGAGAGGAGGAUUCACCAUACACCUUUUCGUAGACAAAAAAAUUCAACAUGAAUUACCUGCGUCGUCGGCUGUCGGACAGCAAUUUUAUGUCCAAUUUGCCCGAUGGGUACAUGACUGAUCUACAACGCCCUGACCCGCCGCAGCAAGACCCUGCAGUAGGUUCGCCUGGACCACCGGAGAGGCGUCUGUCUACCAGCCAGCAGUCGGAGGGCACUGGCAGCGGAGCCGGAGCUGGAUUUUUAUCUUCCUUUACUAAAGCUGUCAAACAAACCACUGCUGCUGUUGCUGAGAAAGUCACCGAGGUAGCAGACAAAGCAGGCGUUGCCUCUGGUGCCAAGAUACUCCUGGUAAUUGAUGAGCAACAAACAGACUGGGUAAAGGUCUUCAAAGGUAAAAAGAUUCAUGGUGAAUUUGACAUUAAGGUGGAACAGGCUGACUUCUCUGAAAUCAACCUAAUAGCGCAUGCUACAGGGGGCUAUAGUGUUGAUAUCGAAGCAAUCCGGAAUGGAACCAUGGUGACCAAGUGUUUCAGGCCAGACUUUGUGCUGGUUAGGCAGCAUGCCUUCAGUAUGGCCAAGAAUGGAGACCACCGACACAUAGUGAUUGGGUUACAGUAUGCUGGUCUCACGGGUGUAAACUCUCUACACUCUGUCUACAACUUCUGUGACAAACCAUGGGUGUUUGCUAAUAUGGUGAGAUUGUACAAGCAACUGGGACCAGAGGAAUUCCCACUGAUCGAGCAGGUUUACUAUCCCAACCACAGAGAAAUGAUUACCACUCCUGGUUUCCCUGUGGUGGUGAAAAUGGGCCACGCCCACUCAGGGAUAGGGAAGGUGAAAGUGGACAAUCAAUAUGACUUCCAAGAUAUUGCCAGUGUUGUUGCCCUGACCAAGACCUAUGCCACAUCUGAACCUUUCAUCGAUGCAAAGUACGAUGUCCGCAUCCAGAAGAUCGGAGACAAUUACAAGGCCUACAUGCGGACAUCAAUUUCAGGGAACUGGAAAACAAACACUGGUUCAGCUAUGCUGGAACAGAUAGCCAUGUCAGACAGGUAUCGGAUGUGGGUGGACUCCUGCUCUGAGGUGUUUGGCGGUUUGGAUAUGUGCGCUGUGGAGGCUCUGCAUGGAAAAGAUGGCAAGGAUUACAUUAUAGAGGUGGUGGGUUGCUCCAUGCCUCUGAUUGGAGACCAGCAGGAUGAAGACCGUGCUCAAAUUGCAGACCUGGUCAUCUCCAAAAUGAACCAGACAGUCCCACGCACUGCAAGUCCCUCUCCUGUCCGUCCCACAGCUGCACAGAAAGCUGCAUCCUCUCAGCCUAUCUCACAACCCAAAGUGCCACAGGCUCAGCAACGCCCUUCUCCACAAGGUGGCCCACAACAGACACCCACCGGCACUGCCACCCCUCGCCAAGGAGCCCCCUCCCAGCAGCGCCCCUCUCCCCAAGGCCAGGCCCCUGCAAAAGCCCAGCCCCCUGGUCAGGGAUCCCCCCAGCGAUCCAUGAGCCUGGGGGGCUCCCCUCAAAACCAGAGGCCACAGCAGUCAGGUCCCCAGCUGCAGCAGAGCCCCCCCCUUGGAGGCAUGGGCCAGAAGUCCACAGGGGGCCAGCCCCAGCAGAGGCCCCAGCAGAAGCCAGGCCAGCCUGCCAGGCAGCAGUCCCAGGGAGGAGGCCCCCAGGGCCCCCAGCAGCAGAGGGCUCCAGCCCAGCAAGGUCGCACUGGGGCCCCCACCACUCAGCAGCCCCGCCUUAGUGCCCAGGGCCAGGGAGACCCGGGAGGAAAACCCCCUCUGCAGCAGAAGCCCCAUCCCCCACAGAAGCCCAACCAGGACCCUCCUGCUAUGGGAGCCACCCCUCCACUGAACAAAUCCCAGUCUCUUACCAAUGCCUUCAACAUUCCAGAAACCCCAACGCCACGGGCCAGCCUUAGCCAGGAUGAGGUGAAGGCUGAGACCAUACGCAACCUACGCAAGUCUUUUGCUAGUCUCUUCUCAGACUGAGAGAUGGAGUAAGCCCCCUCCUACGCCGACAGACAGACUGAAAGGCAGACCCUCCCCCUUCCCCUCCCCAACACACAAUGGACCAAUAGGACUAACACCUCCCUAUCAUGGACAUUGAUGUACAUUGAUGUGAAAAUGCACAUAUAAAACAUCCACUGCCUAUACAGACAUAGGAUCUUAAUUUGACCAGUAUUGUCGCAGCAAAAUAAUCCUGCAGCAAAAGGAUUUUAAUUUGGCUAUGUGAAAAGUACAAUACGCCAAGAGGUUAAUAUAACCCAGGCUGUAUCACAACCGGCCAUGAUUGGGAGUCCCAUAGGGCGGCGCACAAUUGGCCCAGCGUCAUCCGGGU